GCCACUUUGCCAUCGAGAACAUGGGACAGGCAAAGAGGCAACCCUGUCUAGCCCUAGAGGCAAUGAAACUCGUAGAUGGGUCUAUUGUGUGGACAACAGAAUCUUCAAACCCUUUAGAUGCUCCCGGGCAGGAGAAAGGACCAACUGUGCGCAAAAUAAUGAAUUAACCGCAUUUAUCAUUCUUUUAAAUAUGCCAACCUAAAUUUGUUGAAGAAAAGUGUGCAAUUGGAGAACUUUUAGGAGAUCUUCUAAGAGGAUUAAAAGCAGGAGUUGGAGAAGAUUGGAUAAAGUGUAUCUACAGGAAUCUGGACAUGGAGAACGGCAGCUGUGACAGACAUAACGUGGAGCAGAAUGGAAGUCCGCACAUCAGUGCGAUGAUGUUCGCCGCUGGAGCGCUCGGGAACGUGGUCGCAUUGAUCCUCCUGGAGUUCCGACGGAGAAAAGAGAGGAACCGACCGCGCCAGUCUUUGUUCCACUUGUUGGUGACCACACUGGUCGUUACGGAUCUAAUGGGGACCUGUUUAAUCAGCCCCUUGGUCCAAGUCGCGUAUUUAACGAACACUACAUUGGUCGGAAUGAGUGAGACGCGCGCGGUUUGCCAAUAUUUCGGAUUUGCCAUGACUUUCUUCAGUCUAUCGACACUGUCCAUCCUGCUCACCAUGGCGCUGGAGAGGUGUAUCUCCAUCGGGUACCCGUACCACUACGGACGGCAUGUCACCAAGCGCUGUGGAUACAUCACCAUCCCUUGCAUUUAUUUAGUCUGCUUUCUCUUCUGUUUGAUGCCUUUCGCAGGCUUUGGGAAAUACGUGCAAUACUGCCCCGGGACGUGGUGCUUUAUUGCCAUGGAUCCUACAGGGCAGGAGGACAGGGCGUAUGCUAAUGUUUAUGCCACUGCGAUGCUUCUUAUUAUCAUAGUUAUAGUGGGAUGCAACUGUUUUGUAGUGUAUCACCUGGUGUUGAUGUACCGGAGGCGCAAACAGAACCGAGGAUCUGUGCACACCCGGAGUAAAAGGGACAGGAGUUACUUCUCAUGGGCAGAGGAGGUGGAACAUCUCAUUCUCCUGGUCUUCAUGACAGUCAUAUUUGUCAUAUGUUCACUGCCUUUAAUGAUCCGUGUGUACAUGAACUCCACGGGCAGGCCCAAAGAGAGCCACAAGACUGACCUUAUAGCUCUGCGCUUCCUCUCAGUCAACUCCAUCAUCGAUCCCUGGGUGUUCAUCAUACUCAACCCCUCGGUUCUGCGUUUCUUUUGGGGGGCGCUGUGUAAGACCACUUUCCUGCCCUCCAGGAACUCUUUGUUUCAAACUUCCAUUGCCAAGAACCCACCAGGGCAGGUUGAGCUAUACAAACCUAGCUCCACCUUAGUGGAGACCACUCAGCUCAACAAGUCUGUUCAGAUGAUUUGACAUGAUGAGGCGAUAGGGGUUCCAGUGAAGAUGGAGGAUACAGUAUUCUGGACUGAAUGGAUCCAUCAAAUUAUGGAUAUUUAGUGGAUGCAAGGUUUUGAUGAAUGUCUUUGACAGACAUCCAAAUUCCCAAAAUUUCCUUUGGGAGUUCAAUGAAACAUCUCAACAUGCUCUCAUCUCUCUGACUGUGUAUCUGACGAUCUGUCUGAUUAGCUAGCUAGCUCUUAGAACUUCGAAACUUUUAAAACUAGUUUAAACUUUCAGACAAUGUUGUGUCAAGCCAACAUCAAAGUUUGUCUUGACAAACUUUACCUACCUAGUAAUGUUACUGUUAUACAUGGCUUAGGUUUUUUCAAAACCAAGACCAAAAUUAUCAACUGUAACUCCUAGAACUUUCAUGCUACAUCCACCAAACUAAACACAUACGCUCAGACUGUUCUAACUUCCUGAAAUUACAUUGAUUUCAUUAAGUUUACGGCUCUUAUCCACAUGAAAGUCACGGUCACAUUUAUCUUUGCACUGUGAAAUUCCGCAGACAAAAUACAGUCAUCUCAAUGGGAAUCUGUGCGAUCGUGAAUUUUGCACAAUGGACUACCGGUGGCGAAAAAGUUCCUCUCGUUAAUUUUGCAUGGAUUUAAUGUUUAGUGAACUCGCAGCUUUCAACAACAAGACGUUGCUUGGUUUGGCCGUGACCUCUGUGUGGGUGGUGCUUCAUACUCAGCUACACUGAAUAUAGUCUCAGCCUCAGACCGUAUGGCACAAAAUUGAUUGGCUCGUUCGAUGGAACUUCCACGAGUAGACGCAUGAUCAGUCCGCAUGGAAGCCGAGUUGUGUUCACAAGGUCCCGCAUUGAUAAAAUGAGCACAGAAUGUGCCCAAGUUUAGCAGGUUAGUGACAUAAAAUCUUUAAAAGAUAUUAACAGUUUUGUUUGAGGCACCUAUCAGAAAGUGAAGCGGAUAUCCAUGAGCAGAGCUGCAUUUUCUGCUUUGUUUAUUUAGUUAUGUCUGUAAACUUAGACUCUCUACACAAUUUCAUGUUGUUCUCCCAUGUGUUUUCUGCUCGCAGAAAGUCGUGUGCCAUUAUAUAAAUUAUUUUCCCCCAUGUCUAUCUUUUAAUAUUGUACGAUACAUCUCCAAUAGCCCUGCCCCUAAACCGACAAUACAGACUGUGAGAGGUUGCUUAACAUGUCAGUUAGAUGGCUUUUCCUAAAUGGGCGGUUGUUGGCCAAUUAAAGCUGCUAUAGAGCCCAGACCUAUGUCGUAAAUUUAGGUCUGGCUACGCCAGACUACACUGAAUAUUUAGGAUAAAAUUUUAGCAGCAAGUUUUUUUUAAACUUCAUUCUCCCAGAGUGAAGUACAGCAUUAAAAAGAGGCUGCCUGGCAAUUUGUUUUUUUGCUGGUUUCACAAACGCUCAAUAUCCAACUACAACUUCUUCACCUGAGGAAUUUCACCAUGCAAAGGUAAAUGCAAAUGUGCCUUUAAACUGCAUUUUCCUCCACCGAAAAGGAUCAUUUCAAAAACACUCUCCAUUACCACAUGGAAAAUGAUGAUGUUAGAAAACAGUAAAUUAGGUUUUCAAAGAAAACAGAUUAGUGUGGAUGUGGCCUUUGUGUGCUGUCUUUUCAACUGAUUGAUAUUACGGUUUUGGCAAAGAGGGCUAUCGAACAUCGGAAAAAUCCUAUAGACUUACUUUGACAAACCAAGACUAUUUAAACUGUCAAACAAUUUGAAAGUAAACAAAUCCAUCCAUCUAUCCAUCCAAUCCAAACAUCUUAACUGAUUUGUGGUGCCAGCCAUUCCAAGUGGGAUCUGGUUUGUUUGUUGAUCUAAAACGAAUAUAGAAUCCCCCUGAGGUUGUUUGACUGGGAAAGUGAGAUAAAUCCAACUGUGAGGUCAAAGGAAUACAACAUAUCCUCUCAACCUCUACAAUAAUUGUUUGGAAAUCAAGGGUCUUGUCAGCUGUUUUUGGCAGAAGAAAUGUAAAAAUGUGUUCAAGGCAUGUUUCGGUGGGUGUUUGUGCAUGAAGAAAUUCAAAGAGGAUAUUCUGUGGUGGACUGUCAGAUGGCCGUUUUCUUUACAGAAACUAACCUGAAGCUGUCAUUCCAUGAUCACUGCGUAUUCAAGUUUCCACGUUUCUGUGGUUCUGCUUUACUGAUCAUAGGUUAAAUAGCACUUUCUCCCACACAGUCUGUCAUUUUGGACUUUUUUAUAAUCAAGGGAAUCAUGUGACGUGGUUUCCAACCUUCUCAAGUUGCACAUUUCCUCAAAUGUCAGUGUUCAAGAAUACAAAUUUAUAGAAGUUGCCUCUUGUAUUUAUAAUAUCUACAUAUUUAUUGUAUUUUAAUUUAUGUUGAUACAACAGCAAGAUAAUGGCAUAUCUGUGUCCUAGUAUGUUAAUCAUAUUAAUAAUAAUAUGUUAUCAGGAUAAAGUGGGAGAUUCUGAAGUUUUUGUUUGCACAUGACAACUUGGUGUUCGGUAGGUGCAAACGUAUUAUUUAAAAGACCUGUUCUUUGUGUCUCAAGUAUUUCUGUGCCUUUGAAUGUCUUGAAUGUGACUUUAAAUAAUUUGUCUAUGCUUGUAAUGCAUGUUGAAUGUUGUGAACUUGUCUAACCUGUUCUUAAACGGCACAUCAUGUCAUAGAUGUCUAGAUACAAUGUGAAAAGGAACAAAUGAGUAGGAUGCUCCAGAGAUUUACUCUACAUAAAAAAGAAACAGAACGUGCUUGCUUCCCUUAAGGCCAUAAACAUACGCUAUCCAAGUAUCCAGGCGUGGAUGCUUGGCCAACAUACCGCAAGUGUAUCAUACUUAACUUUGGUAGUCUGUAACAAAGUAUUGUGCUCUUCGUUUGGGUUCUGCAGAAGAAAGAAAGUCAUACACAUAUGGGAUGGCAUGAGGGUGAGUAAAUUAUGAUGAAAUGUUUCUACAACGCCUGCAGUAAUAGUGCAAUAUUAAUUGCGACAAAUCGCUGACUUUUGUGAACAAGGUGAAUAUAAGCAUACUUUACAAAGAAUGCAUUUUUUAAUAAAAAUACUUAAAAUACAUAUGGUGCUGGAUUAUUCCAGCAUAGAUAAUUCCCGGUUAAACUGGAUUGCGAGUGAUUAUUAAAUAAGACAAAAGUAGUGCAAUUGUAGUGAAGUCUGCAAUAGUGUGUAGAUGCCCUUUUGGGGAUGUCCAGAGUGAAUGCGUUAUAGCAUGAAAAAAAAAGAUAAUGAUAUUUUAGAUCUUUAUGAGAAGAAAAAAAAACCAGACAGAAAAAAGCAUUUGACAUGAAUGCCCUCCAAAGAAGUGUUCAUUUGUUAACAACAUGUGUGUGGCUACAAGAGGACCAGAUUUCCUCAAAAGUCUAUUCACCGCUCUGCAUAUCGGUUAUAUCAGGUUGCCAGAGACCAACCGCCUAUCUCUUACUAAAGUAAUUAUUCUGUUUAUUUUAUCAGAAAGAUUAAUGAAAGUAAUUAUUGGGAGUUGAAAUCACUUACAAUUGAACAGUGUGGUUGUGGAAACACAAAGGUUUUAGGAAGACAAUAUCAAAGAAUGCAAAUGUUAUGUCAACAGCUUUCAAUUCAAAGAGGUUUUUUAUCUCUCGGAAUACAGUGGCAAUAAGGUGUCAAUGUGAUUUGUUGCAAAGUACCGUAGUUUCUCAUGAUGCCUGAUUCAUUGUCUCUCAUCUGUGAGGUGUCUUUUGAGUGGAUUUUUACUGCAGAAAGCCUAUUGAUUCAGCCCAUGGAUUCAGAGAGACAUAUUCACAGUCAGAGGCACACUGGGAAGAGAAAUCGGCCCUGGAUUUUACAUAGAGCGUGUUGGGAUGGGUGUGUCACUGGCCCAAAAGUUGUUGAGUGGGGGUUGGUUGGGGUGUGGGUUGUCGCUGUCCUUUUCUGCAUUCCCAGCCCAUUCGGCAUAACGCGGUGGCCCAUUUCAGCCCCAUUUAGCAGCCGCCCCACUGGGAAAAGUCCCGGUUCUCCCUAUGGCCAGUCCGCCCUUGUUCACAGUCUCAAGCUUUACGGGUUCUAUACAUGUUAAUUUCCUGCUUGUCUGGUCAUGCCCCUGUAAGAAUUGUCUAUUGUUCUUCAAGGUAAUUGCAUGUUAAGCAUCAUUUUAAAAUGUCACUGUAAUAAACUGGUACGACUGAAACCAAUGUAUGUUUUAAUCUUCUGUUUAUUAAAUGGGCGAAUCUCACAAAAUCUUUCAAGAGAA
Xyrauchen texanus (razorback sucker) is the source of this 5598-nucleotide messenger RNA. Its product is annotated as prostaglandin E2 receptor EP2 subtype-like. Gene Ontology annotation, cellular component: plasma membrane. The transcript is spliced from 2 exons. Gene Ontology annotation, biological process: inflammatory response; cellular response to prostaglandin E stimulus; adenylate cyclase-activating G protein-coupled receptor signaling pathway. Gene Ontology annotation, molecular function: prostaglandin E receptor activity. Lineage: Eukaryota; Metazoa; Chordata; Actinopteri; Cypriniformes; Catostomidae. The record is from RefSeq and is a predicted model, not a curated record. Bases 312 to 1406 code for a protein of 364 amino acids.